UGACACACCUGAAAUUCUUGAAAUCAUGACUUUUCUGCUAUAUUGGUUGACACUUGGUACGACGGAAAAGAUUGUGUUUUGUGGGAUUCCCAUGCAUGUGGGAGUGUAAUGGAAAAAUAUUCCUGUCAGAAAUCCUCGUGAACCCUUUCCACCAGACACACCACUGGGUCUUUACCUCCUCUUGGCCACGACAUUGAUAAGAUAUACACAGCAAAUCCCCUCUCUUGCAUUGGAGGAAAAAAUAGGCGAGUUGAUGGAACUUUAUAAAAGAACUUGUUGCCGAAUUGGAAAUUCACUUUCGGUGGUGAUUUUGUCAUCGACGCAGCAUUCAGAGAAUUGACUAUGACGAAAGAGUUAGCUCUUCUUGCACUGCUCUUCAUAUUCGGUGUCGUUUGGAGCGAAGCCCAAUCCUGCAACUCCUGCGGCUCAGAAUGUCAAUCCGCCUGCGGAACUAGACACUUCAGGACUUGUUGCUUCAAUUACCUGAAGAAAAGAAGCUCGAUAGCCGAUGCACUACCCAUACCCAUGGAUCCAAGUCUGAGACUGGAGCUUUGGCUGGCCAAAUCGAGAUAUCCAUAUUUUCAGCAGAGAAACAUGGUGGAAGCCGAUGCAAGGGAUAUGACUAACGAUCUUGGUGACGCCUGAUCGUCGCCUAGAUCUCACUGACAUUGACCUUCGACCAAAUGGUGGUUUUUAUACGAGAAGUUGAUGAGUAUUUUUAGUCCUGUUACUUGCUGAAGUGGAUGUUGUUCAAAUGUUUGUUACUGUUUAGUUUGACUGGAUAUUAAACCUUUAUUCAAAUAA
This is a messenger RNA of Leptinotarsa decemlineata (Colorado potato beetle), 804 nucleotides long. RefSeq lists its product as uncharacterized. The record is from RefSeq and is a predicted model, not a curated record. Lineage: Eukaryota; Metazoa; Arthropoda; Insecta; Coleoptera; Chrysomelidae.